GGCAUAAGUAGAGAAUUGUUGCGUUGCACGAUUCUCCUCUUACGUUCGAAGACCAUUGCUUGUUCUUUGGACGACCAUCGGCGACAGUGAAAGUCUAGGUCUUCCUCGGCGUCGUUUUUUCUUUCCCGGCUUGGAAAAUGGGGCUGUCCUUCGGCAAAUUGUUCAGCAGGCUCUUUGCAAAGAAAGAGAUGCGUAUCCUCAUGGUUGGUCUUGAUGCUGCUGGUAAGACAACCAUCCUGUACAAGCUCAAGCUUGGAGAGAUCGUCACCACGAUUCCAACCAUUGGUUUCAAUGUGGAGACUGUGGAAUACAAGAACAUCAGCUUCACCGUGUGGGAUGUCGGGGGUCAGGACAAGAUUCGUCCAUUGUGGAGACACUACUUCCAGAACACACAAGGGCUAAUCUUUGUGGUGGACAGCAAUGACCGUGACCGUGUUGUGGAAGCUAGGGACGAGCUCCAUAGAAUGCUAAACGAAGAUGAGUUGAGAGAUGCUGUGCUUCUCGUCUUUGCUAACAAGCAAGAUCUUCCAAACGCAAUGAACGCCGCUGAGAUAACUGACAAGCUUGGACUUCACUCUCUCCGUCAACGACACUGGUACAUACAGAGCACAUGUGCUACAUCCGGAGAAGGGCUUUAUGAGGGACUUGACUGGCUCUCCAACAACAUCGCAAACAAGGCUUAGAAGAGCAACGUGUGGUCUUGUUUUAUCGAGGAGAAGUGUCUCGUCUUCUUCGUCUCUCUUUCCGUCUUUCGCCUCAAACUUUAUCAUUUCAUACUUUGUCUUCUUUGCUCUAAUAAUUCAUCAGUUUUUUUUUCUUUUUCUUUUAUCCUAAAACUCAGACGCUUAUAAUAUGGGGCCAACUUUUUGGCGGAGAUUCCAAUUUCGUUAGGUUUCUACAUUUAUCAAACACAAUUUAUGAA
This is a messenger RNA of Eutrema salsugineum, 922 nucleotides long. Its product is annotated as ADP-ribosylation factor 1. Gene Ontology annotation, biological process: vesicle-mediated transport; intracellular protein transport. The record is from RefSeq and is a predicted model, not a curated record. NCBI's taxonomy places the organism in Eukaryota, Viridiplantae, Streptophyta, Magnoliopsida, Brassicales, Brassicaceae. Gene Ontology annotation, molecular function: GTP binding; GTPase activity. The coding region runs from base 138 to 683 and encodes 181 amino acids. Gene Ontology annotation, cellular component: cytoplasm. The transcript is spliced from 7 exons.